Aphidius gifuensis is the source of this 2615-nucleotide messenger RNA. RefSeq names its product sodium/potassium-transporting ATPase subunit beta-2. The transcript is spliced from 5 exons. Bases 490 to 1458 code for a protein of 322 amino acids. The record is from RefSeq and is a predicted model, not a curated record. Gene Ontology annotation, biological process: sodium ion export across plasma membrane; intracellular sodium ion homeostasis; potassium ion import across plasma membrane. Gene Ontology annotation, cellular component: sodium:potassium-exchanging ATPase complex. Gene Ontology annotation, molecular function: ATPase activator activity. Lineage: Eukaryota; Metazoa; Arthropoda; Insecta; Hymenoptera; Braconidae.
GGGUCCAUUUUUGUAAUCGUUGAUUGGUGAAUAAAAGUGGUUGAUUAAACUAGCGUUUGCGCAUAUAAAAAAAUGUUCUGUUCACGUUGUCGAAAAACGAGGUCAUAACUAUCAGGAUUGAAAGGGGUGGAUAGGUGGAUUCUUUGGAUUUCUUGAACGUUCAAUAUUUGUCCCUACAGAUAAAUGAGUAACGCGCAGCAAACUGCACAUGAUUGUACAGCUAGGAUCAUGAACAACCCCACCAAAACGGGUGCGACAAGUACAGAGAGGGAAUAUAUAUAUAUCUAUAUUAAUAUGAAAAUGCGCGUUACAGGCUUCUUGUCUGCGUCCUCGCCCACUGGUCGAUCAGAACAGCACCAGCCAUCACAAGUCUAGUACUGUUUCUUUGCUCAUCAAAAAAUUAAAUUAAAUAUAAAUUUUAAAUUGUAAUUUAUAAUUUUAACGAAAAUUUUUCCUUUUAAAUAAUAUUUAUUUAAAUACCUCCAAAUAAUGGAGGACAAAAAAGUUGAGCAGUAUUACAGUCCACCACCGAAAUUGGGCAAAUGGGAAGGAUUCAGAAUUUUUCUUUACAAUUCUGAAACUGGACAAUUUCUUGGACGCACUGGUGCCAGUUGGGCAAAAAUUUUGCUAUUUUACCUGAUCUUUUAUGGAGUAUUGUCCGGUUUCUUUGGUGCCAUGUUGGCAUUAUUUUAUCAAACUCUAGAUUAUAAUGCACCAAAAUGGCAAAUGGAUAAAUCAUUGAUUGGUAGUAACCCUGGACUUGGUUUUCGUCCAAUGCCACCAGAGAGUAAUGUUGAAAGUACACUCAUCUGGUACAAAGCAAGUGACAAAGGAAACUUUGUUCACUGGUCAAGAGCACUUGAUAAAUUUUUAGAAGUAUACAAACCACCAAAGCCUGGUACAGCUGCUGCAGCAUCAAAUGGACAAGAUCAUCGAGUUCAUUGUGACUAUGGAAAACCAGCACCACCUGGUAAAUCAUGUGAAGUUGAUCUUCAAAAGUUUAGUCCUUGUAGUUCAGAUAAAAAUUACAUGUAUGAUCAAUAUCAGCCAUGUAUUUUCUUGAAGCUAAAUAAGAUAUUUGGCUGGCAACCAGAAUUUUACAAUGACACACAAAAUUUACCAUCAAAUAUGCCAAGUGAUUUACGAGAACGUAUUAAAACAGCUAAAAUGAGAAAUCCAGAGGAAUUGAAAACAAUUUGGGUAUCAUGUGAAGGUGAAAAUCCAGCUGAUGUUGAAAAUAUUGGAGCAAUUCAAUACAAGCCACGUUCAGGUUUUCCUGGUUUUUAUUUUCCUUAUGCAAACAGUCCAGGAUAUCUUAGUCCACUUGUUGCUGUUUGGUUUGAAUCACCAAAACGUAAUGUACUCAUCAACAUUGAGUGCAAAGCAUGGGCACGUAAUAUCAUUCACGAUCGUGUUGAAAGGCGUGGCUCAGUUCAUUUUGAAUUAAUGGUAGAUUAAAUGUUAUUUUAAAUAAUAAAUUAAAAAUUAUUUAAAUAUAGAAAAUGAAUUGCAAUAAAUUUAGUAAUUUGCAUUUUCUAAACCGAAUAUAUUUGCAAAAAAAUAAAUUAAAAAAGAAAAACAAACAUAAAAAAUUAAUAAAUAGUUUGUAUAUUUAAUUUGAAUUAUUAUCCCUUAAAUUAUUUUAUUUGAGCUAAAUAUAUAUCAUAUAUUAUAAAAUUUUCUGACCAAUAGAAAAAUAUGUAAUAUGAAAAAAAUUUUAAAUGCAAAAAAAUUCUUAAGCUUAGCUGUUAAUUUUUCCAUCAUUCGUACUACUUGAACGUGAUUUUUUUUUUAAGAAAUUAAAAAUAUAAAUUAUUAAUUUAAUAAAAAAAUAAAUUCUGAAUAUAAUUUUUUUUUAAAAUUAUUUUUACAAAUAUAAAUAUAAAUUUGAUUUAAUUAAAAAUACUAAAAAAAUAAUAAUUUAAAUUUAAAUUAAAAAAAAGCCAAAUUAAAUUUUCAUUAAUUAAAAAUAAAUUACUUAAAUAUUCAUCAGUUGUAUGUGAAAAUUAUAAUAUAUCAAAAAUAAAAUUCAUGCUGUAUGAUGAGCAAUUAUACACAAUGAUAAAUAAAAUUUACAACGAAUCGAGAUACAUCAGAACUUAAAUCUUGAUAUAUUCAUUGUGUAAAAUUUCCAUUAUAAAUUAUUUAAACAAAAAAUUUUUAUUCUUUGUAUAUCAAUGUGCAAUAAAUACAAAAUGAUAAACGUAAAAGCAGUACGUUUGUUGGAAAAUAUAAGGACUUUAAAUGUUCAUAAUAAAUUGCAAAAUAAAAUAAUAAAUUUAGAGCUUUUAAUGUAUUAUUACUAUCAUCAAAAAAUGUCGAAAAAAUUGAAGAAAAAAAAGCGCAAAAUUAACAACGUAAUAUGAAGAGAAAAAAAAAAUAUAUUAUAAUUAAAAUGAACGUAUGUAAUACUAAUUAACGAUCACAAAAAUAUAUGCAGAAGAAAAAAAAAAUUAAAUAUUUAGAUGAACAAAAUAAUAUGAAUAAUAGAUAAUAUUGAAAUUCAAAUAAAUUAUAUUAAAUUAAGAAAAAUAAAAUCUCUAUGUUUAUCGUAUUUCAUUGAUACGUUAUAACGAUAAAAAUAAAUAUAAUUUGUCAAAAAAUUAAAUAAAUUU